AUGAGCCCUUGCUAUGUCCCAGGCCCUGCUGGGAUCCCCCUCCACCUCCUGAUGCUGCUGAUGGUCACAAAGGGAAACAGAGAAGUGAACCCCGGUGGCCACCACACUGCAAGCAUCAGGAAACAUUUACUGCCUAGAAGGAUGACCUCUGGGGCCAGGACUUCUAGCACCACACUGAACAAAAGCAGUGAGUGCAGACAUACUUGCCUUGUUUCUGAUCCUAGGCAAAAAGCAUUCAGUCUUUCACCAGGAUGGAGCAGUCUGAAUGGACACCAAACAGAAAUAGCUGCAGCUAGACUGUGA
Molecule: messenger RNA, 303 nt
Organism: Rangifer tarandus platyrhynchus (Svalbard reindeer)
Lineage: Eukaryota; Metazoa; Chordata; Mammalia; Artiodactyla; Cervidae
Source: the annotation of a GenBank genome assembly